Symbiodinium sp. CCMP2592 is the source of this 2616-nucleotide messenger RNA. The record is from the annotation of a GenBank genome assembly. Lineage: Eukaryota; Dinophyceae; Suessiales; Symbiodiniaceae.
AUGGUCAGAUUAGUCAAGCUGGUCUCGCGAUUCCACAAAGGCAGCCGGGAGCGUUCGGAUGGCGAAGAUCGACUCCGAAGCACACCAGAAGGAAAGAAGGAGGGUCUUGAGCCACGGCCUGCGGUGACGCUGAAGGGCCUCGUGGUGGACGCAACGGAGAUUUGCCUGCAUCAGCAGGGUCAGAACCAGCACGAUCGCAGAGAGAGGCGCCAACGCCGCGAUCGUGGUGGCGAUCGCUUCCCAAAUGCAGCGGUCAGCUCUGACACGGCCGUGCCGGAGACUUCGCAGAUUGCCGUUCGCAAUCGCAAUCGGGCGGAGAUGGAAUCCCGGGCGCUCGCCCCCGAAGAUCGACCACCUGCUCAGCCGGUGGACUACGAUCAGAACGAUGAGGAGGGCACCCGUGGGCACAUGAUCGAUGCUGCCAGGGACGAUGCUCGGCAAGAUCGUUCCUUUGCCCGCUCGACGGCAAAGCUCACACCAGCGCAGUUCGCCGAGCUGGCUGACUCGUACCACAACCCUGCUGGUCACACUACCUCUUCGGCGGCAGCUCAGUCUUCCACGGUCGUGGUUGAAGAGGCCGAGCCGGAGAACUUGCUGGCUCCAGCAGGUUGGUCGGGGCACUGCAACGACGUUGCUCAUGAUGCCUUCCUCGAGUUUCUUCUUUCGCUAGUUUUGGCUCGGCAGGAUGUUGCGGGAAGCAGCGCCAGCCGAUCGCUGGCGAUCGUGGCGACCCGGCUGGCAGAGAUCCCUUUUGUCCUUUCAAUGGAUGCCGGGACGCCUGAGCAGUUCGCCGCGGUGUCUCUCGACUGGACGGCCAGCUCGGCCAAGACGGAGCACGACCUCCUGGCUCCGAGGACCCAAAUGCUCGAACAGUACUGGGUCUUCGUGAAGGCCGCGGAAUCGCUCUUUGUCGAGUCUCUCGGCUACCAGAUGGGCUUUGCUCGCUGCUCGAAAGUGCCCCCAAAAAGUUCUGCAAAGUCGAUCGCACACUUUCAACGGGAGAUGGCCAUCCGAGCUCUAGCUGCACCAGUUCUGGCUCCUUCGGCUAAAUCGAGGCUGCCGGCAAGCUCUUCUUCUCCCUCGGCAACUCCAUUGCUCGACUUGGAGAACGCCGAGAAACAGAAAUGGGCUAAGCGCUUGAAGGCGAUCGCUGAUCGGGCCGGCGAACACGCUCGGCCCGAAGGAGUCCACGAUGCUGAGGGGAUCCUCUCGGAAGAGGAACGCGCUCGCCUUCGGCUGUUGGUUUUCACCUCGGGGGACUUGUUCGAGUCGCAGUUCCCGCUCGUGGAACGCGACUUCUGGAUCCCCGAGCUCGACACCAAGGAGCGCUGGUCUUCUCUUCCAGCGAAAAUGAUCAAAGAGUUGGUGCAGGAGGUCUCGGGCGAGUUCGUGCCCCUCUGUGCUCAAGAGGAUGACACGAUCGAGGACGCAGAGGACAGGGAUCUUUCAUUGACUGAGUUCUUUGUCAAAGUCCCGGUCAAGGGCUCUAAUCUUUGCCGGGUCUGCUGGCCUCACCGCUGCCUGGAAACGUCACGGUCUUUGCCGCCGAUCGACAAGUGCACCUCCGAGUUCCUCCUGGAGUCGAUCGACUUGCUGGACGCACAGGUCUUUGAUUGGCUGCUCUUGCUGUGCCGCAUGGGGGCGAUCGUCUUUCUGCACUUGGGCAUUCCCUGCGCCGCGUUCAGCGUGGCUAGGGAUCGGCCUGGAGGACCUCCCCCCCUGCGAUCGCAGGCGCUCUACCUUGGCCUCUACGUUCUCAAGAAGCACCAUCAAGCACAGCUCUUCGAGGCCAAUGAGCUCCUGUUCCGAUCUCUUCUUCUUUUCGACGCUGUGGUUCAAGCUGGCGGAGAUGCCUCGAUCGAGAACCCGAAGGACAGUCUGAUCUGGCAGGUCCCUCAGGUCCAGCAGCUCAAGGUUCGUCUUCACCUCUACAACGUCGAUCUUGAUCAGUGCGAGUAUGGAUCACCUCAUCGCAAGCCUACUCGGCUUCUUGUCAGUCACGCUGCUCUUCUCGCUCUUGCACGUCCUUGUUCAGGUGGACAUGUUCAUGAGCCUCUUCGUGGCGUGACAAGGUCGGAGACUGGCAAGAAGAUCUUCAAGACUAAAGCAGCUCAGGUCUACCCCUCGGCGCUUUGCACCGCGUGGGCGAUCGCCGUGGCCGCGAUCGUGCAGAAGUCGGCCCAGCAGUUCGCCGCUUCGUUUGCUCUCACGGCUCCGUCGGCAGAGCGCAAGCGAUCUUUGGGAUCCCAGAUUGCUUGGAAAGGCCAUCGCCAAUCCGCUGCCGCUCGGCUGGCGGCGGCUAGCGGCUAUCAGCUCAAACGAGGUGCCGCCAAGCCGCUGCUCGACGUCGAGUGUGAGCCAGGUCAGGCAAUCCAGUGGUCUCUUCAGGUUCGGCACCCAUUUACCGUGCAGCCGGCGCUCCCCGACAAGAUCGUCGACAACAUCAAGUUCAUUGUCUCCUCCCCGCAGGCGCUCGUGGCUCGCCGUUCUGAGCGCCUUCAGUUCUGGCAACAGCGUGCGCUCACGCUGCUUCCAGAGACAGAUCGGAUUUUGCGGUCAAUCGCCGACGCUCGCUUCUACGAAGCAGUGGCGAACUUUGCCACAAGGCGAUUGUAG